GGGAAUCACCUGUUCUCCAGGGAUGCGCAGGAUCGCUCGUCGCAAUCCGGAGGAUCUCUUUCGGCCGAUCGUCGCGUUCGGUUUAGGGAUCGCGGGGGCGGAAGGAGUAACCGUUCGCUCGGUGGUCGUCAAGGUGUGGAGGAGACGAGGGGGAUGGGUCUAGGAAGAGGGAAAUGAAUCGGGGAAGGGGGACCUCGUUCCCCUCGAUCCCUCCGCGCCCCGUAGCGCGGGUGGGCCUCAGCCGUAACCCGCGAAGCGCGAGUAGCAAAAGACACAGAGCUUCGACCUCCGGUAGGAAGGCAACAGAAACAGCAGCAGCAGCAGCAGCAGCAGCAGCGGCAGCGGCAGCAGGAACGUCAGGAACCCGAGGAGGGGGACCGAAGCGAGACCGACUCCCUCCGCGGGCCCGAAGUUCGCCGUCCGUCGACUAGUCCAGUACAGGACAGCACGCCUCCCGCCGCUGCACGCUUCAAGAGGUACGCAAGCCUAGGUGAGACUCUCACGGACUCUCGCCGAUCGCUGUUUCGUACCACUACGUUAAAUAUACCGACCAAAGUAACACGAACCUCCACCGACGUAUUCGCCUCCACGUCGCUUUACGCGGAGGGUUUCCCAGCAUACGCGUACUGCAUACAUAGGUACAUAUACCUACGGACGACCGGUAGCAGUCGAUCUGCGAGGAUCAUUGCUCAACGAGGCGGCAAAAAUAUAUUCCCGGGGUGGUACCUGUUCGAAUAGAAAAUAUCCGCGACACGGGGGAGGGAUAGAGACGUACGUGUGUCGGGGAGGGAGAGGAAAAAAGGAGAGAGAUCGAUAUCCCGCGAAUUCACGAGACUGUGACACACCACCCUGGACUUCGUUGAAAUCGUCGGUGCCUUACCGCGGUUCACCGAUACGGAAGGAUUCACCUGGUGAUCGGCGAAGAAGGAUAUCGAAUCGCGAUAUCGGGGCGAGGAUAAAACCCCCUCGCUACCGCGGUGGUCAAGGAGGGUGACGAACGUGUUGCGAUUGAAUUCAGUGCUUUUUAUCCAGAGGUUUCUCGUCCGUGAUCACCCCAUUUCAAUUGAAAUAAUUUCAUUCGUGGACUCGUUAAAAUUGUGCGCGUUAUCCAGUGACAUGAUGAGUGAAACGAUCGUUGAUAUGGAUAUAAUAAAAUCGUGUCGAGUGUGAGGUAAUUCGGACAAACGUUGAAAGAAGAGGGGUGAGAAAAAAAAAAAAAAAAUUUCAUCGGAAACAACGUCCAGUGCGGGUGCAGGAGGUAAAACUUUGAAGGGUAGUUCCCGGUGCGGUACGCGACAAGCCGGAGAUUCCCCGCGCGCGCGACUCCGGAGAUUUGAACGCUGGGGUAAGCGAGCGACAUCGAUAUCCGCAGUUCUUGGGACUUGGCCGCAUCGGAAUUAUAAACGUCCGCAUAAACUCUGGAUUUAUACGUACCAAAUAAACCACCGAGGCGCCGCGACGGCCCGCGUCUCUGAGGAGGCGACGCCGGAAGUGGAGACGGGGCGUCGAGGGCCUCGGAGGGCGUAGAGAGCCGCUGAAAAGAGGGAAGGAGGCGAGGAAGUUUGAAAAAAAAAAAAAAACAGAGCGAAAUCGGUGCACGGCUAUGAUCAGCAUGGAGCUUCCCUCGCACGCGACCCAACACGGCGGGCUUCACCUGGGCGAUUCCGCCCUGGCUGCCAUUCAUCCGCACCCCCAGGACUCCCUAGGGAUGCAUCACCAUCAUGCAUCAGGGAAUGCAACACCCGGAGGUAUGAAUGAGGACUCCGAGAAAAAACAUGACGGGAGCCACGGGAUGAACCAGGACGGUCACGGUGGGGUGAAUCAGCUCGGCGGCGUAUUUGUCAAUGGAAGACCUCUGCCGGACGUGGUGAGGCAGCGAAUCGUCGAGUUGGCUCACAGCGGGGUGAGGCCUUGCGAUAUCAGCAGACAACUCAGGGUAUCGCAUGGCUGUGUUUCAAAAAUACUUUCGAGGUACUACGAAACCGGGAGUUUCAAGGCCGGUGUGAUAGGGGGAUCGAAACCAAAGGUCGCAACACCUCCGGUGGUCGACGCUAUCGCCAACUACAAAAGGGACAACCCGACCAUGUUCGCGUGGGAGAUAAGGGACAGGCUUCUCGCCGAGGGCAUCUGCUCGCAGGACAACGUUCCCUCCGUCUCGUCCAUCAACCGGAUCGUGAGGAACAAGGCUGCGGAGAAGGCGAAACACGCGCACCAGCAGCAGCAGGCCCAACAGCAAGGUCAGCCCCAAGGUCAACCAGGUUCGGGUGGUUCCGUAUCGGUGAUAACGCACGCAUCGGCGACUGCCGGUGGUCACCCUGCGGCGACAGCGCCGAACGCCUACAGCAUCAGCGGUAUCCUCGGUAUCCCGGUGCAUCAUCAGGACCCCAACGGAAAUAGUAUCAAACGGAAACGUAGCGACGACGAUGAGAAUCGCGACCUGAACGACCACCCCGAGGAUGAUCUGAAGAGACAACGAAGUACCUAUAACGGAGAUCAGCUUUAUUCCAACUUAUGGUCGAGUAAAUGGAGCAUCAAGGACGAACACAAGCUCCUCAGUGAACUUGGCGGUAGUGGCGGCGGCGGAGGAGGAGGAGGAGGAGGAGGAGGAGGAGGAGGAGGUGGCGGCGGCGGCGGUGCGGGCGGAGGAGGAGGAGGAGGUAACGCGGGUACAAACGGUGGCGGAGGUGGUGGUCCAGGGUACUACGAACACGGGGGAUUCCCCGGGUCCGCGGUGGCCACCUCCGCCGAACUCUACGACUCCCUUGGCUCCAUCGGCACCAUGACGCAAGCGCAAACACCCCAUCUUUAUACCCCGCCCAUAGGGGGUACCAUAGGUGGUACCUUGACGCCGCUCGCCCCGUUGACGAUGCAGGAACUUAAAUUGAGCCAAACACUGGACCCGGCUAACAUGUCACCUUAUCACACCACUGGAGAGAACGGUGCCGUCGCAGUACCAUACGUUGUCGUAGGGGCCGGUGGGGGUGAGCAGAGUCCGCCGAUAUCGCUGCACAGCGAGGCGAACGCUGCCCCUGCCGCCCCCAAUACUCCCGGAGGAGAUCCGGGACUGACGGUCCUUCAGCCACCAGUUUCCCAGUCUCAGGUAUCGUCCGCCAUUCCACCGUACUCCGGUAUGCUGCCCAGCUUCGGACACUACGCAACCGGGGGUGGCGAUUACGCGUACAGUGCGGCUUACUCGCAGUAUUCGAGUGCUCCUUACAGUGGUUACGGAUACGGGACGGCGACAAGCGGGUUGCUCAAUUCGACGUAUUACUACUGCAAUGGGGAAACGCUGGCGUCUUCCCAUAACGCAACGCAACAAGGAGGCGGGGGUGGAAACGGAGUCGGUGUUGGAGUCGGUAUUGGAAUCGGUUGCAACAACACCGGUUCGGAUAGCAGUGCUGAAGUAGCGAGUCGUUCGCCUUUGGCAGCAACCAGGGCGAGCAGCGGAGCUAGUGCAGCAUCCCCUACCGGAAGCGCCUGCGUAAAACCAGAGCACCCUGGAGUCGGGACACCCACAGAUUUGUACCUCGCUUGAAAUGGUACACGAACGCAUCCUGCGGAGAGAAAAUAGGAAGACAAAGAACAGAAGAAUAGAGAAAAAGAAGACACAUUCAUUCGUCCAUCCAUCCAUCCAUUCAUUUUCCCAGCGCCCGAUUUCAUUCGAAGUCGAGGGAAAGGAACGAGUUGAAUUUCCACAAGUGAGAACUGACGCCAUAUCAUUGUCGAGGGGGAAAAUAAUUCAUCUAAUAUGUAUAAUCUAUAUUCAUAUACCUCCACUGAUCUCUCGAAGCAAAAACAACAAAAUAAAGAAACAAAAAAAAAAGCAAAAAACAAACAGAUCAACGUGAAAGAGAAAAGAAGAGAAAAAUAAUUGUAACUAUCUUACGAAUAAUGUGAAUAGGGUAGAGAGCCGGAGAAAGAGAAAACUAUUAUAUGUAUAAUGUCGAGAGUUACGAAUAAGAAGCCGACGCGACUCUUUGUUUCUGAUAAAAAUCGUUCGAAUUCAACAUCCUUUUCUCGUAUAAUCAUCAUCACAAUUACAUGCGCGAAAAGCGAAUUGUACGAUUAAUGAUAAUAAUAAUUGAACAAAAGAAACCAAUGAGCACAUAAGAUAAAGACGAAAUGAAAAGGAUUAAGUGACAAAAACAGAAAAAAAGGAAAAA
Messenger RNA from Athalia rosae (coleseed sawfly), 4163 nucleotides. RefSeq names its product SKI family transcriptional corepressor 2 (gene sv). The record is from RefSeq and is a predicted model, not a curated record. Gene Ontology annotation, molecular function: RNA polymerase II cis-regulatory region sequence-specific DNA binding; DNA-binding transcription factor activity, RNA polymerase II-specific. The transcript is spliced from 12 exons. Gene Ontology annotation, biological process: anatomical structure development; regulation of transcription by RNA polymerase II. The coding region runs from base 1604 to 3535 and encodes 643 amino acids. Lineage: Eukaryota; Metazoa; Arthropoda; Insecta; Hymenoptera; Athaliidae.